This is a messenger RNA of Quercus robur (English oak), 4249 nucleotides long. Its product is annotated as kinesin-like protein KIN-7O. NCBI's taxonomy places the organism in Eukaryota, Viridiplantae, Streptophyta, Magnoliopsida, Fagales, Fagaceae. Gene Ontology annotation, biological process: microtubule-based movement. The record is from RefSeq and is a predicted model, not a curated record. Gene Ontology annotation, molecular function: ATP binding; microtubule motor activity; microtubule binding. Bases 67 to 4080 code for a protein of 1337 amino acids. The transcript has 33 exons.
GGGAACAACAAUUUUCAAGAGUGCCUUUUCAUUGUUUUGAACCUGUCACACAAACACACAGCGGAAAUGGAGAGAAUAAACGUGGCUGUGCGUGCAAGGCCGCUCUCUCAAGAGGACGCCAAAACCAGUCCAUGGCGAAUCUCCGGCAACUCCAUUUCCACCACCAACAACUCCUCCAAAUUCGAUUUCGAUCGGAUUUUCGGCGAAGACUGCACCACCUUCCAGGUCUAUGAGGCUCGCACUCAAGAAAUUGUCUCCGCAGCCGUUCGUGGUUUCAACGGCACUGUGUUUGCUUAUGGGCAAACAAACAGUGGGAAAACCUAUACAAUGCGAGGCUCGGAAGCAGAACCGGGGGUUAUUCCACUUUCAGUGCGUGAUUUGUUCAGAACAAUUCAGCAGGAUGUGGAUCGAGAGUUUCUUUUGCGAAUGUCCUAUAUGGAGAUCUAUAAUGAGGAAAUAAAUGAUUUAUUGGCUCCUGAGCACCGAAAACUGCAGAUUCACGAAAGUAUUGAGAGGGGAAUAUAUGUUGCUGGCUUGCGAGAAGAAAUUGUUGCCUCUCCUGAGCAAGUCCUUCAUUUCAUGGAGUAUGGAGAAUCUCAUCGGCAUAUUGGAGAGACAAACAUGAAUUUGUACAGUAGUCGGUCUCACACUAUCUUUCGCAUGAUAAUAGAGAGUCGGGAUAAAAACGAAGAUGAAGAUAUCAACAAUUCUUGUGAUGCUGUUCGCGUAUCAGUUUUGAAUUUGGUAGAUCUUGCUGGUUCAGAACGUGCUGCAAAAACUGGAGCAGAAGGUGUUCGCCUUAGGGAGGGUUCCCACAUCAAUAAAAGCUUGAUGACCCUAGGAACUGUCAUUAAAAAAUUGAGUGAAGGUGUUGAAAGUCAAGGGGGUCAUGUUCCCUAUCGAGAUAGCAAGCUUACACGCAUUCUACAACCUGCAUUAGGUGGAAAUUCAAAUACAGCUAUCAUAUGCAAUAUCACACUUGCACAGAUUCAUGCAGAUGAGACUAAAAGCACUCUCCAAUUUGCAAGCAGAGCUUUACGUGUUACAAACUGUGCUCGUGUGAAUGAGAUUUUAACUGAUGCUGCUUUGUUAAAACGUCAAAAGAAAGAGAUUGAGGAACUUCGAGCCAAACUACAGGAUUCUCAUUCAGAGCAUUGGGAAGAGGAGAUCCUCAAUCUACGAAACACACUGCUACAGACUGAACUGGAAAGGGAACGUAUAGCUUUGGAACUGGAGGAGGAAAAGAAGGCCCAGGCAGAAUGGGAGAAGAGAGUGCAAGAGCAAGCUAAGAAAAUUGAAAACUUAAGCUCAAUGGUUUUGUAUUCAACUAGGGAUGAGAAUCGUGACCAUAAUAAAAAGGGGAAGAGGCGGGACACAUGGUGCCCUGGCAAGCUUCCACAAGAGGUUUUUAGAGAGGAAUCUUUCACUGUCCAAUCAAAUGCUUCUGGAGUAAAACCUAUGAAACCUAAGCGUGAUAUGGGACCACUUCUUCCUUUUGAGGAACUGGUGAAGGAAAUUGAUGUUGCUUUGGAUGACUCUUGCAAACAAGAUGAAGAUGUUAGAAGUAAUGAUUUGGAAGACUGCUUUCUCCCUGCUCCUUCAGUUCUAUUACAUGUAACAAGUAGGAGAAAAGUUCCACUCCCCAAGAAGAAAAGCUUACCCUUGGUGGAAAAUGAAUUAGUUGAAAUGCAGGCAGAUUAUGAGGAUCUGCUUUUAAAAUUUGAAACUCAGAGAACUAUGAGUGAGAUACAAAUAGAUUGCUUAACUAGAAAGCUUGCUGAGGCUGAUUUGUUUUGGGGUGAGAAAUCCAAUGAUUAUUCCCUGUAUUAUGCCAAUAAAGGUACCAUUAAUGGGGACAAAAAUGAUAGUCUAAGGGAGUCAGAGGCUAUUCUUGUGAUCAAGCGGCUCCAAGAGCAGAUUAAAAUGUUGGAAAUGGAGAGGUCUUCAAGCCAGCAAAAUCUAGAUAGUAUUGUUGAACUGGCAACAGAACAAAACAUAUCUGCCAGGAAUAAGUUUGAAGAGCUCUAUGAAGAGCUUCUAUAUGCACAAGAGGAAGCUAGGAUGGCUCAAGAGCAACUUACUUCCAAUGAAUCUGAGAGAAUAACUGAUGGUGGGAAUUCUGACUUUGUUAUCAAGCUUUCAGUGGAAGUCCAAGAAUUAAUGUCAGAAGUCCAAAACUCAAAAAAAGUAGUUGAGAGCGUCUCUUCACUUGUGGAUGAGGUUUCUAAGAGUUUUUCUUCUCUAUUUGAUGUGUUCCAUCAGGAUUUCAGGACUCUGAUUACCCAGAGUUCUCAGCAACAAAAUUUGAUUGUCAGUAACUAUGAGAAGUUAACUUGUCGCAUGAGGGAGAGAGUUACCGAACUUGAGAAUGAGAAGAUUCUUUUGUUCAAUCAAUCUGUUGAUAUCCAGAACCAGAUACAAGAACUAAGAGUAGAUACUCAACAUUCAGAAAAUUCCUUAAAAGAACUUUUGGAACAACAGGAUUUGGAAAAGUUGGAAUAUCUUUCACUAAUUCAAACUCUUGAAAAAGAGAUAUCGAGUUUAUCAUCUUGUUCCUUGGCUAAGGAAAAGGACAAUCUGAGAAAAGAUCUUGAGAAAACAAAGGCAAAGCUGAAAGAGACUGAUUUCAAGCUUAAGAAUGCCAUCCAGGAGAAAACCAAACUUGAGGGUGAGAAAGCAUCUGCCGAACGAGAGUUAAAACGGUUGCUUGGUCAGAACUCUCAACUAGAGCGUGAUAUAAGCAAGCGUGAGUCACUUGCAUGUAGAAGGCGUGAUUCAAUUGUUGAUAGGAACUCAAAGGUGUUUGACUCAAAAAGGGCAAAGGGUCUGGCUGUUCCUUCUGAACAGACAUUGCAGGAAGAAAACAAAAAACUGGAAGUCCUCUUAUUUGAAUAUGAGACAGCUGUUGCUUCUUUGGGAGAGGAAUUGGAUGCUGCAAACAGGGAAAAAGAUGUGGUUAUAUUUAGAAAUGAAGGUAUAACUUCAAAAUUAGAAGCCCUGUCAGAAGAGUUGAACACAUCGAACAAGGAACUGCAAGUGUUUCAGGAAGAGGUCUCAGCUCUUAGACAAUGUUUGGAAGAAUCUAAAUCCAACGAGCAAAAGAUGGAAACCUCUGUCAAAAAGUUGGUACAAGAAAAGGAAGAGCUGGCAAUGCAACUAUCUGAUUCCCUUUUGGAAAUGGAGGAGGAAAGGGCAAUAUGGUCUGCUAAGGAGAAAGCUUCCAUUGAAGCCAUAGGAGAGAAAGCAAAGUCGUACAAUGUGGAGAUUAUGAUGUUAUCAAAAGAAAUGGCACAGGAUUGUGCAUCUGUUAAUUGUAAGGUGAGGGAUGAAUUGGAGUCCUGUAGAGAAGAAUGCAGGAUUCUUAGGGAAAGAUUGAUUUCUUCUGAGGAAAAUGCAGAAUGGGAGAUGAAAUGCAGCAUGGAGAAGUCUUUGGAGAUUGAUCAGCUGAAAAAUGGCCUUAAAUUAGCUAAAAUCGAGUGCAUACAAUCUCAAGAAAUGUUGAAGUCAGAUUCAGAGAUUCUCUCUUUGGAGUAUAAUUGUGUUCAAGAGGAUGUGCAAAUGCUUAAGAACGAACUUAGUUGUGUCAAUAAAGAACGAGAAUAUUUAUUGAUUCGAAUUAAAGAGUUGGAAGCAAUAUCAGAACUUUCAAAUGACUUCCAGAAUCUUAAAGACCAACUUCAUAUUAUGACAGAGGAAAGGGAUAGAUUGAUGACUCAGAUUGAAGAGCAGCAGAGCCAUGUUGUUGAAAUGGAAUGUCCGAAAAAGAAUUGCAAUGACAUGUUAUCUGACGCAAAUGUUCAAGUGGAGGAACUGACUGGGAGAAUUUCCAGCAUGGAAGUCAAGAUGCACAAUGAUGAAGUCGACAACAGCAAGGAAAAGGCAAAGCUUCGGAUGAGACUUCGAGGGACACAAGCAAAGCUGGAUGCAUUCCGUAAUAGAUACAUGGAAGCAAUGAAAGAGUCAGAUCUCAUGAACAAGAAUUUUGAGGAGGCAGCUGGAAAGCUGAAGGACCAGUUAGCUUCAAAAGGAAUUGAGGUCCUUAACCUCAAGAAGAAGCUUGCUUCCACUAUAGGGCAAUGAAGGGAAAUCAUUGAACUUAAUGAUUUCCAAAAUUGUUAUAUGCAAGAAUACUACUGGUAGAGAUUAUGAUUAUAGUUCAUGUAUAUAUUAGAAUCCUUUGUAAAUAUAUGUUUUGGUGUUGAGAAAUAGAUAAGUAAUCUGGGGGAAAUAAAUGUAAGUUUAGUUGUAA